Mya arenaria is the source of this 2693-nucleotide messenger RNA. Its product is annotated as sodium-dependent glucose transporter 1A-like. Gene Ontology annotation, biological process: transmembrane transport. Bases 84 to 1631 code for a protein of 515 amino acids. NCBI's taxonomy places the organism in Eukaryota, Metazoa, Mollusca, Bivalvia, Myida, Myidae. The transcript is spliced from 7 exons. The record is from RefSeq and is a predicted model, not a curated record.
GUCGUGUCGCGUGUGUCUGUUCUUCACAAAAACAUCAGUUGACCUUCUAAACUUGCAGCUACUUGCAUACAUAAACUGGCACCAUGACCCAAACAGAGUUGGACUGUGAUGUUAAAGGGAACGCCAUUGAUGAGGAACAGAAUGUUGGGGCAGUUGACACAGACUCAUUUCUGCCAGUUCCAGAAACUGAACUCAAAGGUGUAAAAGACCUGCCAUCCACUGUGCCAGAUGAUGAAGAGGCAGUUGACUACAAAAAAUUAGAUCUCUGUCAUCGACUCCGAGUUGAUCAUCUCUUCAGGAGACGAUUUAUCCAUUCAUUUUGGCUGUUCUGGUCAUGUUUUGGACUGGGCUGGAUGGUUGGACUGUAUGGUCCGUCCUUUGCUGAUUUGCGCCAGAUUGUCAACCAGGACCUUGAAGCUGGUUCCUGGCUUUUCACCACUGCUGGUAUUGGCUACCUGGUUGGCUCCUUGCUUGGAGGGAUCCUAUUUGACCGCUUCAACAAGCUGCUGAUCAUAGGGGUUUCCUGCGUCACAAUGGCGGUGUUCACUGGGUUCCAGCCGUGGUGUAGAUCAUACCCACUCAUGCUUGCACUACGAUUCCUGUCAGGCCUCGGAGGAGGGGGCCUUGAUACUGGUGCCAAUGCUGACAUGGUCUCUAUUUGGGAUGAGGAAGGUCGGCCUUACAUGCAGGCGAUGCACGCAUCGUUUGGGGCUGGUGGUAUCGUCGCACCACUUGUGAUAGAGCCAUUUCUCUCGGAAAAGAUACUGGAAAAUGUCACCAAUGGCAAUACUUCAGAGCUAGUGACAGUGUAUGGAGAGACCAACAUCCACUCUGCCUUUCUGAUAAGCCUUGCUGUUAUCCUCACUGGCGCUCUACCAUUCUUCUAUAUGUACUUCCGAAUCUGCUGCUGCGGCAUCAGUCACAAGAUGGCGGCCAAGAAAAUUGACCAUAAACGUCCUGCGAAAUUACCGGUGGGAUUAAAGAUUGCAUUGUGCAUUCUUUUGUGUGCAUGUAUGAUGUCUUAUUGUGCUGUUGAGGACACAUUUGCAGGUUUUCUAGCCACCUUUUGUGUAGACUAUUUACAGUGGGAUAAAAGUACAAGCAGCUAUGCUACCAGCCUUUACUGGGGCGCUUUUACUGUAGGUAGAUUUACAGGAAUUAUUUUGAUUAGGUUUUUAAGACCAGUACAAUUACUUUGUGGGUAUUUGAUAUGCCUGAUUCUGGCAUUCAUCGGCUUGUUCAUAGCAUCUAUAACCAUGACUGAACCAGCUGUCUGGGUGUUUAUACCGGCACCUGGAUUUUUUAUGUCUGUUAUUUUCCCAUGUAUAUUUACUUGGACCGAAGAAAGUAUUCUCGAAGUGACAGGAAAGAUAUCCUCAAUGUUUCUCAUAUCAGCCUCCACAGGGACGCUCUUGAACCCGCUAUUCGUCGGAUAUUUAAUGAAAAACAUUGCGCCUAUAUCUUUCCUUUACGUUUUAUUGGUAGAAAGUUUCCUUUGUUUUUCACUGUUUAUAGUAAUUUAUUGUCUACUCAAAGUUUACAUUAAGACAGGCUCAAGAUCUCAGACCUUCGAGAUAGUUAUUCCUCCUCCAGAGGAAAUGACAACACUCAGGGUUCAAGAAAAUUCAUAACAAAAAUAUUCCUUUUUUUGUGUCCUGCGAAGGAAAUGACAACACUUACUGUUCAAGAAAAUCCAUAACAAAACUAUUCCCUUUUUUGUGACCUUGAAAGGUUUUUAUAUGAUUUACUAUUAUGUAAAUGACUGCAUAUACAGGUAUAUGGGUGAUACAUUUGUUCAGGUUUUGAUACACAAUGCUAUUCUGUAUUUUUAGAUGACAUAAAACAUAUCUUUGUGAAAAGUACACAAUUGAAUUAUGAUUGAAAUUGUGGUAUAAUGCAGAGGCAUAUCGUUACCUAAUGUCUCGGUAAUAGGGAUUCAGCUGCAGAUUACUAUGAGUUCAUUGCACACUGCUCUUAUGGGCGAUCAAUCGCACUCUUCUGACUUCUUUGGAUUGAAUGUUUGAUGUAAUGAAAUAGUUUCUGAGUUUUAUAAGCAGAAGGAUUUUUUGUGGUGUAAAUAAAUUAUUUAACAUGAUGCAAAAUAUGGUGCUUAAUAUUCAUCAGUGUUUUUUUCAACAUUUUUUUUUCUUUAUUCACAACCCAAAAAGUAUAUUUUUGUACUAAUUUAUCCAAAAAGAGAACAACACUUAUUAAAUAACAACAAGUCAAGUAGUACAAACAUGUUAAGAUGAGCAGUUUUAUUCUCUUUAAUUUUGCUCUAAUUCUUUGUUUGAUAUACAAUAAAUGGUAAAUAAACAUAUCUAAGCAUUUCAUUGCUUGGGCCCUUGGCCCAAUUCACACAAAAUGAAAAAUCAAUGUGUAUGUCUUUGAAAGAAAGUUUCAAUUUCACCAUUUAUUGGGUUUUGUUAACUAUAUUUGUAUUGAACACUUUGUUUAAGGUUACACAGAAUCUUAUUUACCACCUUUGUGAUUUGAUUGGAACAUGUAGGGUAAUUAUUAUUUUUAUCACAUGAAUAGCUAUACUAAAGAUUUGAAGAACAUUCUCAUUAGACCGUUGGCUACAGUACACCCUUCACCAAGAAAUUAUGCUAUGACAGUCACUGGUUAAGAUAAUACAUUGUUUAAGUGUUAGACAGCACUAAUUCGUCACAUAAUGUCAUUUAUCAAAUUCA